CUGGUGCCAACAGAAAAGAUAUAAAACAUUAUAACAAAUAACUACUUACUCAUACUACAUUUAUCUAUCCUAUUUACACAAUGUCUUCCUUCGUCGAUGAGAUCGAGUACAAGCUCGAGAAUGUCAAUGCUACGGCCGUCGCCUCGGGGGACAUCGACAAGACAUUCCGAUCUAGCUCUAUUGAUCUCAUCUCUGCUACUCUAGGCGGUAAGAUCCUUGCCUUCUCAGACCAGUGGUUUGCCGAAGCAGCGAAUCUUCUGACCCCCACUCCUCCCAUCAGCCAACCCGGAAAGAUGGUCUUUACCGGUGCUUGGUAUGAUGGUUGGGAAACUAGACGCCACAACUCCGAAUCUUUCGACUGGGUGAUCAUCCGCCUCGGUGUUGCAUCUGGUACGGUGGAAGGCGUUGAGGUCGACACGGCCUUCUUUACGGGCAACUAUGCUCCCGCCAUCUCUGUUGAAGGCUGCUUCAGUGACAACGAAGAUCAAGUGGUCUCCUGGCAGGGCGGUCGUGGAAACUGGGAACCCAUCCUUAGCACCCGCGAGUGCGGGCCGUCUCAGCGCUUUGGUUGGAAGCUUGACCAGCCAUCGAACAAGCAAUACACCCACGUCCGACUUAACAUGUAUCCCGACGGAGGCAUUGCUCGAUUCCGCCUAUUUGGUCACGCCGUGCCUGUUUUCCCCGAGGAUAAGAGCGUCAUCUUUGACUUAGCCGCCGCUCAAAAUGGUGGAGUUGCCACCUCCUGCAGCGACCAGCACUUUGGCACCAAAGACAACCUCAUCCUACCUGGACGUGGAAAGGACAUGGGCGAUGGCUGGGAGACAGCCCGUUCACGAGGCAAAGACCACAUCGAUUGGACUAUUAUCAAGCUAGGUGCUCCUGGAUAUAUUGAAAAGUUUGUGGUUGAUACUGCUCACUUUAGAGGAAACUUCCCCCAGAAAAUCGCCAUUCAAGCCAUCGAAUGGAAGGGCGACGCCGACCCCGACGCUUCAGCAGAGGGCUGGAAGGAGGUUGUGGCUCCUAGCAAAACCAGUGCUGACAAGGAACACGACUUUGCAAACGCCUCUACAGACUCGGUAUUCACUCAUAUUAAGCUGAUUAUGAUUCCAGAUGGCGGUGUUAAGCGAGUUCGCGCCUUUGGUCGACGCGCUGCUUAAGCUUGUGCGCAGUGGGAAGUGUGUCCAGCGAUGGUGUCUAGCAAAUCUAUGAACUUUAAUGGAAAGCGAUGAUGAAAAAUAAGAAACAAUAAUCGAUGGUAAAAAUACCCACAAGAUAAAUUUAUUAUUCAUACUACCAAUACAAUUUUUUAAAAUAAAAAAUAGUCAUCUCUCUAG
This is a messenger RNA of [Torrubiella] hemipterigena, 1334 nucleotides long. NCBI's taxonomy places the organism in Eukaryota, Fungi, Ascomycota, Sordariomycetes, Hypocreales, Clavicipitaceae. The record is from the annotation of a GenBank genome assembly.